AUGCAUUUCUACAUUACCAUUAUCGCUCUCACCGCUCUUGCUGCCAACGUCAGAGCCCUACCACCUCGCAGAGUCACGUCGCGCAAUGCAAUCGGUAACGUCAUGACAGGUACAGGCGGACUAGCACCUGGCGGGUCGAUCAACGGUGCAAGCAAAAACUGCACAGACCCCUUAAGCUUGUCGUUGGGGUUGGGGUGUUUACUAGGUGGUGGCAGUGUCGUAAACAUCGGAUCAAACAACGCCGGAGCAGGAGGGAUAGGAAGUUCAGGUUCAGCAGCCAUCCAAAGGGUUGGGUCAAAAAAAUUUAGAACAUCAAAGUUCAAGAGCAUGAAGGGCGCCCCCACAGGGAACGUGUCCACCGGAAAUGGUGGAUUAGCACCAGGUGGAUCAGUCAACGGUGUCCCCGACGGUCUCAUCAACAUUGGCUCAAAUAAUGCAGGAAAUGGCGGGACGGGAACGAGCGGUGACGUACUGUGA
Suillus plorans is the source of this 477-nucleotide messenger RNA. RefSeq lists its product as uncharacterized. The transcript has 3 exons. NCBI's taxonomy places the organism in Eukaryota, Fungi, Basidiomycota, Agaricomycetes, Boletales, Suillaceae. The record is from RefSeq and is a predicted model, not a curated record. Bases 1 to 477 code for a protein of 158 amino acids.